UACGUCAAACCGACUGCCGAACUGUCAAAUGAAAAAUUUUUAACAUAACUAUUUUCCAUCACAUAAAAAUCCGUAAUAAUUUCGGCAAAAAAAUGGAAAAAAUAAAUAAACUUCUUGCAUUUACUGUCCGUGCCAACCAAAGAUCCAUCUCCACAUCAGCUGCUCUAGCUGGCAAACGUAAUUUCCGCAAAUUCCCGACCUACAACAAGCGCGGAACUCGCAACGUCAAGGAAGCUCAACGAAACUCCCUCAAUCCACCAGUCCCAGUCUAUAAACGUGGUGUCCGUGACACUGGAGUCUAUGUCAAUGGAAAAUUCCAAUCCAUUCCUCAGCGUAUUCCCCAAUUGGUUGUACCCAAUUUGGAAGAUUGCAAGUUGAAGCCCUACGUCUCCUACAAGGCACCCGAUGUUGUGCAAUCAGAAUUCACCAGCCUAGAUUUGUACAACGCAGUGUAUGCCCAGAAGGUUAUAGACGACUUCAAGGCUGGAAAACUAGCCGAGGAUGGAAGCCCAUUGGAACCCUCCCAACAAGAACUGCUCACCCCCGAGGAAGCCCUAAUGAAAGCAAGAAAAACCGGAUCUGAUAUCUUCUAAUUGCUUUAUUAAGUAAAAUAAUAUCUAGUUUAUUCUGAAAAUGCCUUCUGCCGGUAGUUGUAUAGUUUCUUGAUCCAUUUUUCCAUUUUCUUUUUUUCAUCUCCAAUAAACUGCAAAAUAAAUAAAUAAAAUUGAAAUUAAA
Molecule: messenger RNA, 735 nt
Organism: Eupeodes corollae
Lineage: Eukaryota; Metazoa; Arthropoda; Insecta; Diptera; Syrphidae
Gene: mRpL41
Product: 39S ribosomal protein L41, mitochondrial
Exons: 1
Coding region: 93-593 (166 amino acids)
Biological process (GO): translation
Cellular component (GO): mitochondrial large ribosomal subunit
Molecular function (GO): structural constituent of ribosome
Source: RefSeq, a predicted model, not a curated record